GCUGAUUUUAAAGCUGUUGCGGAUAAUAUGGACAAAGAACUAUACGAUCUGGGAAUCCAAACAGGAGCCCUGGAAGAACGUAUAGAUGAGCUAUUUGCAGCAAAGAAUGACAUGGUGGAUAAGAUCCAAAAUAUGGCGUCAGAUUACAAGCGCUUACAGGAGAAGGUGGCAGAUUUGGAGGACCGAUCCCAUAAUAACAUCCGCGUGUGUGGGGUCCAAGAACCAAUACAAACCAACUAA
Messenger RNA from Pelobates cultripes (western spadefoot toad), 240 nucleotides. Lineage: Eukaryota; Metazoa; Chordata; Amphibia; Anura; Pelobatidae. The record is from the annotation of a GenBank genome assembly.